AUGGUGGUCGACCCCCAUCAUUGUCUUCGCCCCCUUUCUCAUCACCUCGCCGCCUCUGUCCUGUCCCUCCCGCAACGGUUCCGUGACCGGGUCGCAUCUCUGUCCAGGCCGACGUUGGCCCGACACCACUCCUCCCUCGGCCGCCGCCAGCGCCGCCGCCCUUUGCCGCCGUCCACCCCGUCGUCGCGCUCCUGCGACAGCCGCGGCACCAUGAUCCUUUCGCACCCGUUCACGCUCCUCUACCUGGGCCUCGCGGCCAUCUCGACCGCCUGCCUGCUCAGCACCACCGCCGACGCCGCCCAGAUCCAGAAGCCGGGACUGACCCAGUCGGCCAAGUCCAAGCAGCGCGCCGACGACAUCAAGAGCGCCUUUAGCUCGAGCUACAAUGCCUACCGCAGCUUCGCGUUCGGCUUCGACGAGCUGCGCCCGCAGUCCAAGGUGGGCGCCACGUCGUACGGCGGCUGGGGGGCCACGAUCGUCGACGCCCUCAGCACCGCCCACGUCAUGGGCCUCGACGACAUCUUCCAGGAGGGCACCAACUACGUAAAGGGCGUCGACUUCUCAAAGUCCAUCACCAAGGACGUCUCCCUGUUCGAGACCAACAUCCGCUACCUCGGCGGCAUCCUCUCGGCCUACGAGCUCGGCGGCAAAAAGGACAAGAAGCUCGUCAAGCAGGCCAUUGUCAUCGGCGACCACCUCCUCUCCGGCUGGGUCGACGGCAACGACCUGCCCUACAACAGCCUCAUCAACUGGAACACCACCGGCCGCCCCGACACGACCAAGGACGCCAGCAUCGCCGAGGCUGGCACCCUCAUCAUCGAGUUUGACCGCCUGAGCCGCUUCAGCGGCGACAAAAAGUACCUCGAGCACGCCGAGCGCGCCAUGCGCGCCAUCCUCAACGCGCCCGCCGUCUUCCCGGGCCUGCCCGGGCAGAACCUCGACCCCAAGGACAACUCGCCCACCAGCGACUACGUCACCUGGGGCGGCGGAUCGGACAGCUACUUUGAGUACCUGAUCAAGUACGCCUACCUGCUCGGCGAGGACACGGGGCCCUGGAUCCCUGCCUGGAUCAACGCCGUCAAGAGCUCGAUCCGCAGCCUCAUCACGCGCGCCGAGGGCACGUCGGCCAACCUGACCUACCUCACCGACUACUCGGCCUCCAACGGCGGCGUGCUGCCCCGCUUCUCGCACCUCGGCUGCUUUGCCCCGGGCAACUGGAUCUUUGGCGCCAAGAUGCUCGGCAUCCCGGAUUUCAACGAUUACGGCCUCGCCCUCGCAGAGAGCUGCAUCAACACCUACACGUCUUCGCCCAGUGGUAUCGGCCCCGAGAGCUUCGUCUUUGUGGGCUCCGGCGGCAACAGGCAGGGCAUCACGAUCAACGACGCCGACUUCUACCGCAAGCACGGCUUCGACUUUGAGGUGGUGCAGUACAUCCUCCGGCCCGAGGUCCUCGAGAGCGUCUUCUACGCCUACCGCACCACGGGCGACGAGCGGUGGCAGGAGCUGGCGUGGACGGCGUGGCAGGCCAUCAAGAAGCACUGCAAGGCGCCCGCCGCCUACGCCGCGCUGGUCAAUGUCAACUCGACGUCGCCCAAGCAGUACGACAACAGCCAGUCGUUUUUCUACGCCGAGACGCUCAAGUACCUCUACCUGACGUUUGCCGACCCCAACGACAUCAACCUGGACGAGUACGUCUUCACGACCGAGGCGCACCUGUUCAAGAUUGACGUGCCGGCCAAGAGCUACCACUCCGAGUGGGGCAGGAUCUCUGAGCCCGAGCAGCUCCAGAAGGGCGCGGCGGGCCACGGCCCCAACGACGGAAAGGCCAACGGCGGCAAGAAGCCGACGGCCACCAAGCCGUCAUCCGACGACGAGUCCAAGUCCAAGUCCAAGUCCAAGGUGCCCGUGCCCAAGUUUUCGUCGCUGCCCGACGCCAAGAAGAUGCAGGACCAGACGCUCGGCUCGCUCCUCGAGGUGUUUGGCGACCUCUCCAAGCAGUUUGGCGGCGGCGACGCUGCUGCUGCCAACGACGAGCUCCAGCGUCGUGGCCACGCCGACAAGCGCAAGCACCGCCAGUCCCACUUCCACGGAUAA
This is a messenger RNA of Pseudozyma flocculosa PF-1, 2094 nucleotides long. RefSeq lists its product as uncharacterized. The record is from RefSeq and is a predicted model, not a curated record. Gene Ontology annotation, biological process: N-glycan processing; carbohydrate metabolic process. The transcript has 2 exons. Gene Ontology annotation, cellular component: Golgi membrane; endoplasmic reticulum. NCBI's taxonomy places the organism in Eukaryota, Fungi, Basidiomycota, Ustilaginomycetes, Ustilaginales, Ustilaginaceae. Gene Ontology annotation, molecular function: mannosyl-oligosaccharide 1,2-alpha-mannosidase activity; calcium ion binding. Bases 1 to 2094 code for a protein of 697 amino acids.